AUGGGUGCUGGAACAACUUCAUUUCAAUUUAUCUAUCAAACGUAUUCAAAACCAGAUCGAGUAAAAGUGUGGAAUGGUGCUACAAAUCUACUUGAUAGUGGCUGUGUUGGUACCGCAAAUGAAGUAACAGUUACACUUACUUUAACAUCUGGCAAUAGUAAUAUUCGAGUCGAUGUGGAACCAAAUUGUACUGGUGGAACAGGCACAGCCUGGUAUUUUAAAGUUGUUUGUCCCAAUAGUUAAGUAAGUUUCUUUAGUGUGCUUGUGAUUUUAUACAUUUUCAUCAAGAUUUCAUGUAUUUCUCAGGCUACAUUUUUUUUUAAACGUAAUAGUUCUGACAGCUUGUGUUACGUCAUUUUCCCUUACAUUUGUACUUUUUUUAAUUAUUUUAUUCCUCCGUUUUUUGUUCAUUCUAUUCACUUAAAUUAUUCAGUAUUUAUUCAUGAAUAAACGACCAAUAUACACUGAACAAAUAUUAUUUAUUCAUUCAGCACAGUGUUCAAGGCGGCUUUUAGCAUAUCUUAGUUGACUAACAGAGCACACAGUUAUAAAGAGGAACUAGUUAGGAUGCAUGAGGGUGUGGAUGUGUGGCUGUGGCUGUGGCCGUGGCUGUGUGGGUGUGAUGGGUGUGGGUGUGGGUGUGGGUGUGGGUGUGGGUGUGGGUAUGGGUAUGGGUGUGUGAUGUGGGUGUGGGGUGUGGGUGUGAGUGUGGGUGUGGGUGUGGGUGUGAUGUGGGUGUGGGGUGUGGGUGUGAGUGUGGGUGUGGGUGUGGGUGUGAGUGUGGGGGGGGGGUGGGGGGGGGGGUGCGGGGGGGGGGGGGGUGGGGGUGGGGGUGGGGACGGCGGGACGG
Molecule: messenger RNA, 850 nt
Organism: Rotaria sp. Silwood2
Lineage: Eukaryota; Metazoa; Rotifera; Eurotatoria; Philodinida; Philodinidae
Source: the annotation of a GenBank genome assembly